CGGACGCCCUGCAAGCUCCCCUUUCAGCUUCGGGGCCGAGGAGGCGGGGAGCCGAGGGCGCGCCAGCGGAAAUGCCACUCAGACGGCACCGGACUCCGGGCGGAGCUGGCCGCUUCGAACGGCGCGAAAGUACCUUUUAGUGGGCGGGGGCGGGGGCGGGGGGAGGGGAGCGUCGAAUUUCAGGGGAUAGACAAUCCCGAGCCCCCACAGCCCCCAGCGGGCGGGCGGGCGCGCGCGAUGGGCGCCCUUUGGCAGCGGGAGCGAGAGGAGGAUGCUGGGAAGGAGGUAAAAUGGCCACCGGCGGCGGCGUGGAGGAGGAGAGUCACCGGGGUCGGCCGCAGCUUCUGUCCCCCGCGCCCGCGCCCGCGCCCGCACCGGCCCGGGGCGAGGAGGCCGACGGCGGCCGCGAGAAGAUGGGCUGGGCGCAGGUCGUGAAGAACCUGGCCGAGAAAAAGGGCGAGUUCCGCGAGUCUCGCCCGCCGCGGCGGGAGGAGGAAGGCGGCAGCGGCGCGAGCGGCGGGCUCAUCGCCCCCGCGGGCCUGACGACGCCGGGACUCGGUGACUUUCCCCCAGCCGGUCGCGGGGACCCGAAGAGCCGCCGGAGAGACCCGGCGGGCGAGGCGGCUGACACCCGCAAAAAGAAGAGUGCAGCUGAGGUGGGCAAGAGGAAGAAGGCCGAGGCGGCGGCCAUAGCGGCCCCGGCCAGGCCCAGCUCGGACGAGGACGCGGCCGAGCAAGCCCUUCAGGACGAGCAGGCGGCGGCAGCAGGCCCCGCGGCGGGUCCGGGCAAAGGCCGCUUCCUCGUGCGCAUCUGUUUCCAAGGGGACGAGGGCGCCUGCCCGACCCGGGACUUCGUGGUGGGCUCGCUCAUCCUGCGCUCCAUAGGCAUGGACCCCAGCGACAUCUACGCCGUCAUCCAGAUCCCGGGCAGCCGCGAGUUCGACGUGAGCUUCCGCUCGGCCGAGAAGCUGGCUCUCUUCCUGCGCGUCUACGAGGAGAAGCGCGAGCAGGAGGACUGCUGGGAGAACUUUGUGGUGCUGGGGCGGAGCAAGUCCAGCUUGAAGACGCUCUUCAUCCUCUUCCGGAACGAGACGGUGGACGUGGAGGACAUCGUGACCUGGCUCAAGCGCCACUGCGAUGUGCUGGCGGUGCCGGUGAAAGUGACCGACAGGUUUGGGAUCUGGACCGGGGAAUACAAGUGCGAGAUCGAGCUGCGCCAGGGGGAGGGCGGGGUCAGGCACCUGCCGGGGGCCUUCUUCCUGGGGGCCGAGAGGGGCUACAGUUGGUACAAGGGGCAGCCCAAGACGUGCUUUAAAUGUGGUUCCCGGACCCACAUGAGCGGCAGCUGCACGCAGGACAGGUGCUUCAGGUGCGGGGAGGAAGGGCACCUGAGCCCUUACUGCCGGAAGGGCAUCGUGUGCAACCUCUGUGGCAAAAGAGGACAUGCCUUUGCCCAGUGCCCCAAAGCAGUUCACAAUUCUGUGGCAGCUCAGCUAACUGGCGUGGCCGGGCACUGAACACCCUCCUGCCUGCCAGGGUGAACACACAGCCAGCUUACCCGUCUUAAGUGCCAAAACUUUAUUUUUUCACUUUUUUUUUAUCGUUUUUGAAGAUCUUUUAAAAACCUGCCUUCUUAAACCGAGUUUACUCCGUUUCAGCCUUUUCUGAAUUGAUGACUUUGUCAUCAGUGACUAGUACCGAGGACUGUAGUGUGUGCAGAUUUGUCUCCCUCCCCAGUUUUUUUAGUAUUUGGGGAAGGAGGGUAUCUUCUACGCCUCAUUCCUUGUCGCCCCCCCACCCCCCAUUUUCACUUAAUGGGCUGCCUCCCUUAUUCUUAAUACCCAGGCACCUGGUAGGCACUCCAGUGUUUGUUGAAUUGAGAACAUUGUUGACUGUGGCUUCUAUCACUAUCAGAGUGUCUACCUUUUGCAGUUCUUCCCUUUUAACUUGCUGCUCCUAAUCUCUAUGGUCUGAGAAUUUGUGAAACCAGUGUUGUUAGAAGUGUAUAUAAUCUGAGUCUAAGAUCUGAAUGGUGGCCAGGGGUCUCUCUUGUGGCAUAAAAAUGCACAGACUUUGACAGCUUUUUGUGUGGCUCAGAAGCCAUUUUCCGUAUAAUCAUGGGAUCUGAAAUUACUUUGCUAAAAAGUACCUUUAAAAUAGUUUAGACCAGUUCCCAUUUUCCAUCAGGUGAAAUAGACCCAGAGUGUUUAAAGGACUGGGUCAAAAUUGCAUAGCUAUCUGAUACCAAAACUAGCCUAGAGUUCCCUGACCCCAAACCCGGUGCUCAUUCCACUACCUCUCACACUUCACAACAUUUUCCUCAACACUUGUGAGCCCAUAAAGUCUUAUCUCGACAGAAUGAGGGCAGAGAAAUGGUAGGAAGUCUUCUCACAGAAGAAGCUAAAAAAAGGUUUAUCCAGGGGGCUUCCGAAUACUCAAGAUAGAGCAGGAGCAAAGAAUCAUAAUCCAAGGUGUACUCCUCAACCCUGAUGUUAUCUGGGUUGCAAAUGUGUCAGGUUCUUUGGGCCUUUACUCUUGCCCAUUCUUGGACACUAGUGCAAAUUGGAGAUGUUCCUAAACAAACCUACCAGUGGUUUACAUUUGCUCCUUACUCUCAGUAGAUAGAAACCCCAGAGAAGCAGCAAACUGGAGCUCAUCUGCAGUCUCCUAGAUUUCAGGAGAAAGGUGAUUUAAACCUGGCAUUAUUAAAUGGGCUUUUAACUUUAAAAUAUACUUGCAAAGUGGGCCAAGCCCAGAGGGCUUUGGGUCAACUAAAUGUUAUCAAGUUAAGGUCGUAAGACUGCUUUUUUGUUUUUUCAGUUGCCUUUCCUUUGCUAUAUGUUUUGCUGUUUCCUUGUGACCAAGAAUAUAAAAUCCAUUGUUGUUAAAAGUUUUUGUUCUGAAUAAAUAUUUAUCUUUUGUAUUGCUAA
Messenger RNA from Erinaceus europaeus (western European hedgehog), 2930 nucleotides. It is a transcript of the gene ZCCHC3, whose product is annotated as zinc finger CCHC-type containing 3. Gene Ontology annotation, biological process: detection of virus; cellular response to exogenous dsRNA; positive regulation of RIG-I signaling pathway. NCBI's taxonomy places the organism in Eukaryota, Metazoa, Chordata, Mammalia, Eulipotyphla, Erinaceidae. Bases 291 to 1517 code for a protein of 408 amino acids. Gene Ontology annotation, molecular function: zinc ion binding; double-stranded DNA binding; RNA binding. The record is from RefSeq and is a predicted model, not a curated record. The transcript has a single exon. Gene Ontology annotation, cellular component: cytoplasm.